GAAAAAUAGAUAUCUAUGGCUUCAUUUAAUAGAGAAUAAUUUUAUAUUAUUGAACGGGAUUAUUAUUUUUUGCAUUAUUUUUAUUUUUGAACGGAAAUGAUCGAAAUAAAAUUUUUUGCUAUGUUUGCAGGAAGGAAAAAGAGGAGGGGUCACGGACAUCUGUUAAUAGCAGCUGCCGUGAUGGCAGGUAAUUUCAUUCACGAAACAUUAAUAUUCUAAUAUGUGGAAUGCGUGAAAAUAAAGACUCAUUGUUCUGAUCAAGGUAGAAAGUUCGAUUCAUUCAGCGAAACUUUCUCGAUCAAUGCUCUCAAUCUCACAGCUCUAAUUAAUCUAAUGAAAACAGAAAAUAAUGCAGUCCAUUUAAUAUGGAAAUGGAAAAGAACGAGAUAUGAUUCACUGUUUGGAAACUCUGUUUAAAGCUUUUAUCUCUGCCCUCAUUUUUACAUUCGAGAGAACGCAAAUUUCUCCAAAAAACGAGCCAGAUUAACUAACAAGUCAUUUGUUUGCAGGCAUGAUGGCGCAACUAGCUUACGGAAAAAUAGCGUUCCUCGCUGGUACAGCUUUGCUGACGGCGAAAAUGGCUUUGGUCUUGAGCGCAAUUGUCGGUCUGAAGAAGCUCGUGUCAAGCGGAGGAGGUAGUCAUGAGGUAAUCUACGCGACGGCGUCCGAACAUGGAGGUGGCGGCGGAGGUGGUGGUGGAUACGGCGGCUGGCAACGAGCGAUGGAGGCGGUUUCACCAACCUGAAUCACAUAUUCAGAGAAUAUCCACAAUUUCGAGAGCUUUAUAAUUUAGUUACCGUAUACAUGUCUUUCUUGAUGCAUCCGUAGCGUCCUAAUGGCAUCGAUUUUUCGAGGCAUAGCAAUCGAAUCAUUAUUUUCUGUGUACAUUAUUUUCUGCUGCAAGACGAACGUACUACUUUGCGAGAAGUAUACCGUAACGAUGUUCGAAGGAGGGUAGGUUGAUUACUAAAUACUUUUCUUUGGAGAUUUUCGAUCGAUGCAAGAAUUAUAUCUUUUGGCAGAUAAAUCGAUGCGCAUCGAUUAAUUAUGUAUCAAUUAAUGUGCGGUGUGCAAUCAAGAAAGAUAAGUUUUGUGUUUGCAUUCAAGGUAUAACGUUUUGUGUGUGAAUUUAUAUUAUUAUUAUUUAAGUUUUAUAUCUAUUUAUGAU
Messenger RNA from Ooceraea biroi (clonal raider ant), 1168 nucleotides. RefSeq lists its product as uncharacterized. Gene Ontology annotation, cellular component: membrane. The record is from RefSeq and is a predicted model, not a curated record. NCBI's taxonomy places the organism in Eukaryota, Metazoa, Arthropoda, Insecta, Hymenoptera, Formicidae.